CGCUUAGUCAAUUCAUCUCUCUCCUGCUCGGGCUCCUUGCCAUCUGCUUUUCUUGGGUUCAGUGGUUUCUCAAUUGCCUGUAGCCAGCAUGUGUGGAAUCUUCGCCUGCCAUCAUCACCCUGAUGUGCAAAAGUUCAAGCCUACCGCUUUGCGCAUGGCCAAGGCUUUGCGCCACCGCGGACCCGAUUGGAGUGGAAGCUUCAUCUCUGAGAAGACCAUCCUCGCGCACGAGCGUCUGAGUAUCGUCGGUGUCGACACCGGUGCCCAGCCCCUCGUCAACCAUGAUGGCUCCCUCGCCCUCGCCGUCAACGGCGAGAUCUAUAACCACCGCAUCUUGAGAAAGGGACUGAAGGCCGACUAUAAGUUCAAGACGCAUUCGGACUGUGAAGUUGUCAUUCCGUUGUACAUGGAGCACGGUCUCGAUGCCCCGAAGUACCUGGACGGCAUGUUCUCCUGGGUCCUCUUCGACAAGAACCAGGACAGAGUUGUCGCUGCCCGUGACCCCAUCGGUGUCACCAGCUUCUACAUUGGCUGGUCCUCCGAGACUCCUGGUGCUGUUUACUUCGCCUCUGAGCUGAAGUCUCUGCACCCCGUUUGCGACAAGAUCCAGGCCUUCCCUCCUGGCCACGUCUUCGACUCCAAGACUGGCAACUUCACUCGCUACUUCCAGCCCAAGUGGUGGGACGCUGCCCAGAUCCCCUCCACCCCUGUCGACUACAAGGUCAUCCGCACUUCUCUGGAGAAGGCUGUCCGCAAGCGUCUGAUGGCCGAGGUCCCCUACGGUGUCCUGCUGUCGGGUGGUCUUGAUUCCAGUUUGGUCGCCGCCAUCGCCCAGCGGGAGACUCUGCGUAUGCAGCAGGCUGCCCUGACUGCCAAGUCGCAGGGUGUUGAUGUGUCUGAGUUGGUCGGUAUCGAUGAUUCCAACGAUCUCUCCACCGUCACGACAUUCCAGCAGCUGCACUCUUUCUCCAUUGGUCUGCCCGGUGCUCCCGACACGGCGGCUGCCCUUGAUGUCGCCAAGUUCCUUGGAACCAAGCACCAUGCCUUCACCUUCACCGUCGAGGACGGUCUCAAUGCUCUCUCCGAUGUCAUCUACCACCUCGAGACCUAUGAUGUCACCACCAUCCGUGCCUCUACGCCCAUGUACCUGCUCAGCCGCAAGAUCAAGGCUAUGGGUGUCAAGAUGGUCCUUAGUGGAGAGGGAAGUGACGAGAUCUUCGGUGGAUAUCUGUACUUCCACGCUGCUCCUAACAGGGAGGAGUUCCACAAGGAGACCGUUCGCCGUGUCAAGAACCUGCACUUGGCGGAUUGCCUGAGAGCGAACAAGUCUACUUCCGCCUGGGGUCUGGAAGCCCGUGUGCCCUUCCUGGACAAGGAGUUCCUUGAGACCUGCAUGGGCGUUGACCCCGUCGACAAGAUGAUCAACAAGGAGCGCAUUGAGAAGCACAUGCUCCGUAAGGCGUUUGACACUAGCGACGAGCCGGAUGCCAAGCCGUACCUGCCCGACAACAUCCUCUGGCGCCAGAAGGAGCAGUUCAGCGAUGGUGUGGGCUACAGCUGGAUUGAUGGCCUCAAGGACCAGGCCGAGCUGGAGGUUACCGACGAGAUGAUGAAGAACCCCAAGCCCGAGUGGGGUAGCGACAUUCCCGACACGAAGGAAGCGUACUGGUACCGCACGAUGUUCGACGAGCACUUCCCGGUCACCUGCGCCGGCACCGUCGAGCGCUGGGUGCCGACGUGGUCGAAGCAGAGCGACCCGAGUGGAAGAGCUAUUUCGACUCACAACGCCAAGUACGACGAGGCUGUUUAAAUGUCUGGGGUUUGGGUAUAGAAGCAUGUAUAGAUGAUUUAACAGGGAUACUCAUUGGGACGCAAAAAGCGAAUUUCAGCCAGAUGCGCCGGGACGACCGCGUAUUUGCUUUACCUUCUUCAUGUCGUACUCUCUUGUUUGUUUUCUUCCCUUCGAGGGACAAGAACUGUAGGAACGCGAUUGGCUUUCGGCGUCUGAGGUUACACCGGAAGUGCAAUGAUAAUAAUAUGUUGGACUCCCCAGUGUGAGCGAGCCGGAUGACGGAAGAAAACCUGGAUGUGUUGUCAUAGUAAUGUGAGCCCGUAUGGUUGGUCGGGAACCAUGGGAAGACCAUGCAUGUUCUCCCAAUGGGGGUGUGGGACAUGUCAUUCAUGUUCGCUUGUGGAGCGGUGAAGUAGGA
Aspergillus heteromorphus CBS 117.55 is the source of this 2210-nucleotide messenger RNA. Its product is annotated as asparagine synthetase B. Gene Ontology annotation, cellular component: cytosol. The coding region runs from base 89 to 1810 and encodes 573 amino acids. Lineage: Eukaryota; Fungi; Ascomycota; Eurotiomycetes; Eurotiales; Aspergillaceae. Gene Ontology annotation, molecular function: asparagine synthase (glutamine-hydrolyzing) activity. The transcript has 9 exons. The record is from RefSeq and is a predicted model, not a curated record.